GUUGAUGAAUUGCAUAGAAGUCACGUUCUCUCUCUCAUUAGUAUUUCUCUCUCUAAAACCAAAUUUAUUCUCUCUGCCUCCAUUGCAGACCACCACCUGGUUAUGGUCAUCAGUCCAAACGGAACAAAUUUACAAAACGAGGGAUUUCAAAAAGGUGGUAGAGAAACAGAUGAUGCAUGAGUUCAGAAUUUGCGUAUAAUCCUUUCUCCUCGUAAUCUCAACCCGCUUUUGUUUUUCGAUCGUUUUUCUACGCCUCCGCCGCUGUGACCUCAGAUGUGAGGUGAUCCAGGAGAAACAACCAAAUAGUACCAGCGAUAACGCUAUCAAAGCUAAUUAUGGUGAGCUUAAGAAGGCGUAAACUCCUCGGACUUUGCACUGGCAAAGGCUCAUUUGAUGCUCCAGUUUCAAAGUUUUCUGAAAAUUCAGAUCUCGAGCACUGUUCGAACUUCAUUAGUGUUCAUCCCAUCUUUUCGAACGAAUUCAACGAGAUAGAGAAGAUUCCCGCUGCAAAUUUAGAGACUGAACCAUUGAGGGUAUCAGUUUUUGACACAUCAAAGGAGAAAAGUGAUGAGCCAUUUGAAGAACCGCCCGUAAAACAUAGAAAACAACACCGGAGAAAGCAUUUUCCAGAAGAAUGUUUCUUAAUGAGAGGUGUUUAUUUCAAGAACAUGAAAUGGCAGGCUGCUAUUAAGGUUGACAAGAAACAAAUACACUUGGGAACUGUUGGAUCACAAGAAGAAGCUGCUCAUUUGUAUGACAGAGCUGCUUUCAUGUGUGGAAGGGAACCCAACUUCGAGCUCCCAGAGGCGGAGAAGAAAGAACUGAGAAAGUUUAAUUGGGAUGAGUUUUUAGCAAUGACUCGACUCGCAAUCGCUAAUAAAAAACAAAAGAGGGUCAGCCCAGAAUCAAAGAACUCUAAACUUCCUAUUCUGGGGAGCGACGACUUGAACAAGAGACAGGAUGAGUUCAGUGACCUCUCAGCUCCAGAAGAUAUUGAACCACUUGCCUUGAAAUUUUGAUGGAGAUAUGCAGUUUUGAUUUCUUUUAUUAAAAGGCCAUUGAAAUUUUGGAUCAUUGGAUGUACAUCAGUUUAGUGAUUUAGGCAAAUCCUUCGGGCAUUUCAUGAACAAUGAUCUUGCAACAAUUUAGACAUGAACAAGUCAGGAAUUUAGUACAUUCAGGUGAAAAUCUACUUUAGAUUCAUAGUAAAUCAUUUACAUGUA
Cucurbita maxima (winter squash) is the source of this 1223-nucleotide messenger RNA. RefSeq names its product ethylene-responsive transcription factor-like protein At4g13040. The coding region runs from base 336 to 1019 and encodes 227 amino acids. NCBI's taxonomy places the organism in Eukaryota, Viridiplantae, Streptophyta, Magnoliopsida, Cucurbitales, Cucurbitaceae. The transcript has 7 exons. Gene Ontology annotation, biological process: regulation of DNA-templated transcription. The record is from RefSeq and is a predicted model, not a curated record. Gene Ontology annotation, molecular function: DNA binding; DNA-binding transcription factor activity.